CCCUGGCCUCAGGCCAUGUCCUUCCCACCUCCCCCCUGGGAGCUCGACUCCCGCCCGGCAAAGCCCCUCCUUCUUUCCCUGCUCCGCCAUCUUCCAUCCUACCUCUCCGGCCCUGGAGGCCUUAGAUCACGGUCGCAUCCGCUCGGGGGACCUCCGCCGGCCAGCCACUUCCCGGAGCCGGAAGGGGGCAUCCAGAAAAAACCCAGUCCUCCUCAUUAUGCAGCCAAAGGCCCCCACCCCCUUCCCGGCUCCAAGCCAGAGCCUGACCCAGCGGUCGCACAUGCGCACAGGCUUCCUCGGCGCUACCUACGAGGUGGCUGCCAUCUGUUUGGAGGCAACAUGGCAGCCCUCCGGCCCCUGGUGAAGCCCAAGAUCGCCAAAAAGAGGACCAAGAAGUUCAUCAGGCACCAGUCAGACCGAUAUGUCAAAAUCAAGCGAAACUGGCGGAAACCCAGAGGUAUCGACAACAGGGUUCGGAGAAGAUUCAAGGGCCAGAUCCUGAUGCCCAACAUUGGUUAUGGGAGCAACAAGAAAACUAAGCACAUGCUGCCCAGCGGCUUCCAGAAGUUUCUGGUCCACAAUGUCAAAGAGCUGGAGGUGCUGCUGAUGUGCAACAAGUCUUACUGUGCUGAGAUUGCUCACAAUGUGUCCUCCAAGAACCGGAAAGCCAUCGUAGAAAGAGCAGCACAGCUGGCCAUCAGAGUGACCAAUCCCAACGCCAGGCUGCGCAGUGAAGAGAAUGAGUAGAUGGCUUGUGUCCGUGUUUUAUUUGUGUUUAAAAUAAAACCACAAAAACUGCCAUCUUGAUAA
Messenger RNA from Meriones unguiculatus (Mongolian gerbil), 810 nucleotides. RefSeq names its product large ribosomal subunit protein eL32-like. NCBI's taxonomy places the organism in Eukaryota, Metazoa, Chordata, Mammalia, Rodentia, Muridae. Gene Ontology annotation, biological process: translation. Gene Ontology annotation, molecular function: structural constituent of ribosome. Gene Ontology annotation, cellular component: cytosolic large ribosomal subunit; ribosome. The record is from RefSeq and is a predicted model, not a curated record. The transcript is spliced from 2 exons. Bases 16 to 747 code for a protein of 243 amino acids.